This is a messenger RNA of Scaptodrosophila lebanonensis, 589 nucleotides long. RefSeq names its product odorant-binding protein 59a (gene Obp59a). The record is from RefSeq and is a predicted model, not a curated record. The coding region runs from base 31 to 435 and encodes 134 amino acids. Gene Ontology annotation, molecular function: odorant binding. NCBI's taxonomy places the organism in Eukaryota, Metazoa, Arthropoda, Insecta, Diptera, Drosophilidae. The transcript has 2 exons.
GAGGGCAGCUAUCGUGGCAAUAGACGCGACAUGACAAACUAUGGACAGCGGGACAACUACAGACUACGGCGUAGUGUAAAACGUCCCGAAAUGAGCAACAAGAAUAAUAAUAACAACAAUAACAACAACAACAACAACAACAACAGUAGCGAGGCCGGACAGUGUUUGUCGUACUGUUUCUUCGAGGAACUAAAUAUAGUAGAUGGCAACGGUUUUCCAGACAGGCGCAAACUAAGCUAUAUGCUGACCAAGGAUAUACGGGAGCGCGAGCUUCGAAACUUUUAUAUGGACACGGUGCAGCAGUGCUUCCGGUAUGUGGACAAUUAUCGCCACAACAAGUGUGCCCAGUCCCGAGAGCUAAUCAAAUGCAUGACGGAGUAUGCAAAGGCCCAGUGCGAUGAUUGGGAGGAGUAUAAAAAUAUGUUAUUUAAUUAGCACUGCAUACAUAUGUACGUACACCACUCUUUAGGUCCUCGACGCGUUCUAGAAAGCGCUCGUGGUUGUCUUUUAUAGCACGUUCGGUGGUCUCCUCCACUUGAUAGAACACACACUCUAGCUCCUCUUGCCGGUCCGCAUGCAUGGCUUUGAA